This is a messenger RNA of Staurois parvus, 460 nucleotides long. The record is from the annotation of a GenBank genome assembly. NCBI's taxonomy places the organism in Eukaryota, Metazoa, Chordata, Amphibia, Anura, Ranidae.
GCCUCCCAUUGCUGCUGCCAGGCCCGUAAUCUGCCAUGGGCCCCCGUACCGCCUCCUCAUGCUGCUGCCAGGCCCGUAAUCUGCCAUGGGCCCCUGUACCGCCUCCUAAUGCUGCUGCCAGGUCCAGAGUGUGUCAUGGGUCCCUGUACGGCCUCCCAUUGCUGCUGUCUCCAUCGCCACACUCUGCCAUGUGCCACUUUCAGGUCUCCUCACACUGCUGGUGGGUUCCAUUUUUGUCAUAGGGUGCUGUAUGGCCUUCCAUUGCUGCUGCCUCCACCACCACACUGUGGCUCCACACUCUGGUUUUGGCCCCGUGACUGCCCAAAUGAGUGAAGUGUGCGGUGAUUUUAAGAUCGACGGCACUCAUCUGCAUGUCAUACUGACUGACAGUAUUAUUUCUCUUCCCCAGCAGACUCCAAGGGCAUUUAAAUUAAAGGUACAGUGUUCUGCACUAAUAUAA